UCUCGGGACAUCAGUUGUUGAAAAGAUGCCCCCAAAGGUGAAAUAUAAGCCUUUCAAAAGGAACACACUUCUUGAGGAACUCCAAAGUAUUCUUCAUGAAUAUCCAGAUAAUGAACAAAUUAUCAAGGAAUUGCUACAAAAUGCCGAAGAUUCAGGAGCGUCUGUGGUUAAAAUGGGAUUUUGUCCUUCAUCGAAUGCAGAUUAUCUACCUGAUCCCUACAGAAAAUACCUAUCGGGCCCCGCUCUUUGCUUUUACAAUGACGCAAUCUUUGAAGAGGAGGACUGGGAUGGAAUCACAAUGGUCAGAAAGAGCAAUAAACAAGAUGAUCCACUUAAAGUUGGGAAAUUUGGGAUUGGAUUUAAAUCCGUGUUUCACAUAACAGAUUUCGUGUGUGUCAUAAGUGGUGAAAAUAUCCUUUUUAUUGACCCAUUGCGUGAACAGAUAGACCCCAAUACCAUGUGUCCCUUCAAUACAAUAGAAGAAUUUACAGACCAGGAAAUAUGUGGUAAAAGAGGGCUAGAGCCACUUUAUGGCUUGUUUGAAAUUAAUGAAAAAAUAGUGGAAAAAGGACUUUAUGAUGGUACUUUUUUCUGGUUUCCUCUUCGCAAGUCUGCUUCAGAAUUGUCCGAAAAUAUAUACACACAGGAAAAAGUAGAAGACCUCUUCAACUCUCUCAAAGAAGAAAUUGGAAUUGAACUUUUAUUUUUAACAUCUGUUGAAGAGUUACAUGUAUGCAACAUGUCAGGUAGCACUCUUGACACAGAAAGCUCUAUUUCAGUAGAUAGAAGUACAAGUUGGCUGGAUAAAAUGCCGGCAGAAAGAUCUCAAUACAAAGAAAAAAUAAGGGAAAUAGAAAGAGAACUCUCUAAUGAUGACUCAGCAUUUUUCCACAACGAUCCUAUUCUGUUGAAAACAAUUGUACAAUACAAAAUUCAUCUGGAUUCACAAGAUUUUUUCCAGAAAUGGCUGGUUGUUCAGUAUUUUCACACUGGAAGUGUUUGCAGGGAUGAGAUAAAUGAAAAAUUGUCACAACUUGUAAAAACUCGGCACUGUAAAUAUAGACCCUAUUUAGGUAUUGCAGCCAGACUUGAUUCACCCACUUCAUCAGGGCGUGUAUUUUGCUUUCUUCCAUUGCCUUCUACCAAUGAAAGUCCCACUGGUUUACCUGUGCAUGUCAAUGGAUAUUUUGCCCUAGACAGUAAUAGACAACAUUUAAAGUGGCCAUCGCUUGAUCAAACUGCUAGCAAUUCACACUUGGAAAAGGAUAUGGAUUGGAAUGUAUUGUUGGUACACAAUAUUUUACCAAUUGUAUACAGAGAGUUCUUGAAUUCAUGGAGCAAUGACCUUAAAACUGAAAUGGAAACUCAUUUGGGAAUGUUUUAUCAGUAUAUACCAAGGGUAUCAAAAGUUGAUUCCCAAUGGAGGCAUGUUUGUAAAGGAGUUGAAGAUCAUCUUAUUCACUCGGAAAUACCCUGUCUAGAGAAAAAGCAUUGGAUAAAAUUUCAAGAUGCCUUUCUUGCAGUAUUCCAAGAGGAUGUAUCUAGAAAUGUACAAUCAACAGUAAAAAGGUUGUUUGACAAAUGCACAAAGAAAACAGUUAUAAUUGAAAAUUAUUCGGAUCUGUACAAUGAAUGGGAAAAAAUGUCAUUUGUUCCGAAAUGUACAAAUCCAAAAGAAACGCUGAACAUUCUUAAAAUAUGGAAGAACUAUGAGCAGAUGUCAUCAAAAGAAAAGGAAGAUCUGUUGAUUUACUGCUGUAGUGAUAGGCACUAUGGACUUUCAAAUUUGGAUGGAAUAAAACUAGUUCCAGUAGCCAAUGGUGAUUUUAAAAUAUUUUCAAGUGAUAAAGCAAUCAAAGAAGAAAGAAUUUAUCUUUGUGAGGAAAAUGAACUUGAAAUAUUGAUCGGCAUGGAAGGAUAUCUUGUGAAAAAUUCCAAUACAGAACUUGGGAAUGUUUUGAAAUCUUUAGCAGCAUCAGAGUUAUACAAUUUUCAAAUCCUUGAUGAAAACGAUUUUUUGAGACUGCUGACUGAUGUAGCUCCCGCGGAGGAAAGUUAUGAAAUAAAGCUUAUAAAAGGCAGUGGAAAGGUGUUUGGAGACAAAUGGUUACAGAAAGUAUGGAAUUAUUUGAAAAUUCACUGUCAAAACACCCUUUCUCCUGUAGCUGGAAUGCCUCUUGUGAAAACGAAGGGGUGCGAUGUUUUGAGAAAGUUAUCAGACGCUUUUAUCAGUGAGGAAAAUAUCGAAUUUUCCAUGAGAAACAUCCUUGGGUAUUUUAACAUUUGGAUUAUUGAUACUGCUUUUCAUGAUCAUCCUUUAUUGCAACCUGGAAAGGGUAUAGUAUUGCCAUCAUCGGACAAUGGAAAAGAAAAGAUUCUGUUAAAAUGCAUUGAAAAAGGAAUGAACUCAUUGAAUUCUGGUUCCUCAGAAGAGAAGGAAUUAUUUAAAACAUUCCUACCAAAUACAGUUUCCCCUCCACUAAUCAAUGCAGUAGGAAAAUUGGAAAUAUUCAAAUGUUUCUCAAAUGUUCAGGAAAUGGUCAGCUAUGCCUUUUUAAAGGAAUGUUGCCAUGUUUAUGUUGGAAAUGAGGAUUUCCCUGUCUCAUUCCCAUGCAACAUGAUCAUAGCUUCUUCAAAACACGAAGAGACACUAUUGCUUAGAAACCCUCUAUCGGUUAAAGUAACCUUAAAUGUUGUUGUGGAGAAAUGUUUAUCAAAAAUGAAUCAAGAUAGAUAUUUCUUGAAAGAGAAGGAGAGAAGGAAUUUUUGCUUUUAUGUUUUGGAAAUGCAUUCUUCUUUAACAAAUUGGAUAAGCAUUCAAAGGAGUAUAGCUGAUAUCAAAUUCAUUGAAAAUAGAAGUGGGCAUUUGCGUUCUCCACAUCAGCUUUAUGAUCCAGAUGAUGACAUUUUGAAAGAUCUAUUUCUUGAAGAGUCCAAAUUUCCAUCAGAGGCUUUAACAAAAGAGACUUUGUUAAAGAGUGCAAAUGUGCAAUUUCUGACAAGAACAAGUGCUACUCUGAAAGAUGAUAUUGUGGCCACAUGCAAGGGUCUUCAUGAAAAAGCGUUCAGUUCUGCAACAAGUUUACGAAAGGCAAAAGCUCUGAAUCAAAUUCUUAACGCAUAUCCAAAUUUAUUUGACUCCAUUUAUUCAUCGAUAGAAAGAUACAAUAUCAUGCAAUAUCAAACCAACAGACCUGAAGACUAUCCAAGAUCACUCAAGUGGUAUUCCGGCAAGGAAAUUCUAGUUUCAUUAAAGGAAAUUUGUUCUGAAGAAUGUGGAUAUCUGAUGGGAUCAAUAUUUCCAACUGCUUUGAAGGAUUGGGAAAACCUUGUACUUACAAAACCCAAAGCUGUACCACUGAAAUAUGUGAUACAGCAUUUUAUCAAAGUUACUGAAUGUUACUGUGAGGAAGAGCUUGAUAAUUACAGAUAUGUUGUAAAAAAGAUAUACCAAUAUCUUUCAAAACAAUCCGAAGUCAAUAUUUGGAAGAAUCUUCUUCCAGACAAAUGUAUACUCACAGAACAAGGUUUUAUGAAACCAGAAAGUAUAUAUAUUGAACGAUACAACAAUGAUUUGAAUUUGACUCCUUACUUUUUUCCUUUGGAGAAAGAAUAUGGUGCAAUUCAAAGUCUUUUCAAAAAGCUAGGAUGUAAUACGAAACAGACAGCUGAUUUGCUCAUCGAAACUCUACACAAGAUAAACUCUAGUCAUUCAUCAGAAAUGCCUACGUCUGAUUCUAAAUGCGACUUGAAAAUAGUUCAAAAUAUCUUAAAAACUUUAGCAAAAACAUAUUCCUUGGAGGUACCCAAUUUGAGGCAUAAGAUAAUCGUACCAAUUCACCAAAAAGAUGACAGCUAUCUUGUGUUUAGACGUUCAGAAGAAUGUGCAUAUUGUGAAUCAGAUUGGUUUAGUAGAACCUUUACAGAUGAAGAUUAUAUUACUCUAGUUCAUUCACAAAUUGACAAGGAGGAUGCUAAGGCUGUUGGGGUAAGAUCCUUAAAAGAAUUAACAUUAUCUGAUGCAGAGGAUAUAAUCACCGAAUUUGGACAAUCUGAACCCCUCACAUCUCGAUUGAAUCGUCUUCUAGAAGAAGGAUAUACUGAUGGACUCUCUGUGCCAAAGGAACUUAUUCAAAAUGCAGAUGAUGCUGGAGCAUCCGAAGUGUGCUUCCUUUAUGAUGAAAGGGAAAACGAAAAUGCUAGAAGUUGUCUUUUAGACCAAGGCAUGGAAAGCUGUCAGGGACCAGCCUUAUGGGCUUUUAAUAAUGCGGAUUUCACACCAGAAGAUUUCGAAAAUAUCCAGAAAUUAAGUGGUGCUACAAAACGAGAUGAUGAGACAAAGAUUGGAAGAUUCGGAUUAGGUUUCAAUGCUGUAUACAAUUUGACUGAUGUUCCUAGUUUUCUUAGUGGAAAAUAUUUAGUUUACCUAGAUCCCCAUCGCAAAUAUCUAGGAAAUACGACCUUAAAUGAGAAAAGCCCGGGUAUUAAGCUGAAUCUUCACAACAAAGUCAUGCUUGAAAAAUUUGAAAAUCAGUUUAAGCCAUACUAUAAUGUUUUCGGAUUUGUACCCACAGAACUUGCUAAAGGCAACUGGUUUAGUGGGACUUUAUUUAGAUUUCCUUUACGAACUAAUGAACAGGCAAAAACCAGUGAAAUUUUGCAGAAAGCAUACACAAGGAACGAAGUAGAAAAAUUGUUGAAAGUGAUCUGCAAGUCAUGUGGGAACAUGCUUCUUUUUACUCAGAAUGUUAAAGUUAUUAAGAUAUUUCACUUAAAGAGAGAAGGAAAAAAUCCCGACGAGGAAAUGGAACUAGUUCUAAGUGUUCAAAAAGAGGAAAAAACAGUCUUUAAGACUCAUGCUGAAGAAAGUUUCUUAGCUUGCGCUGCAAAACUCAGCGAUAAAUUGGAGGGUUUGACAACAAUUUGCAAGACAAGAAUUACAAUAAAGGGUAUGUGUCAGUCUUGGCUUGGCACAACUGAGCGUAUUAACCAUGGUGUAGAUUGGAUAUUAGUCUGGACAACAGGGAAAUCCGAUUCACUACAACUCUACAAGAAAAAGAAAAGUGAUGGUGCAUUACCAAUAUCCAGUGUCGCCGUGCCCAUUGAAAAUAUUGAGGAAAACGCAAUUCCAUUGCUUUUCUAUAAUGAAUUUCAAAAAAGAUAUCAAUAUGGUUUCUUUGACACUGGCCAUUUAUUUUGCUUCCUCCCACUACCAAUACAAACUGGGUUGAACUUUCAUGUGAAUGGAAUUUUUGCCCUCUCAUCCGAUCGGAAAAGAUUAGUGAUGCAGAGUGAAGAUGACAAAGAAAUAUCGGGUCAAAGUGUUUGGAAUACCAGUGUGAUAUCUGAUGCAACGUUAGAGGCUGUAUUGUUAUUGCUGCUAGAUUUAAAAGAUCGAUGCUCUGAAAGUUACAAUUAUACAAUGUUAUGGCCAGAUCAAUGUUCUGAUGGUAUUUGGGAAGAUUUCCAAAGAAUAUUUUACAAAGCAUUAGCUGAGCGACCAUUAGCCCUUUUCAGGACGCACUUCGGAUGGAAAUCAUUUCAGGAAUGUGUGUUUUUACAUCCAGAUGUCUGUGCAGAUGUGAAGCUGAAAAACAUUGCAUUCAAUAUAUUACAAGGCAACCACUCAAAUGGGAGAGUGGCGGUUGAUCUGCCAAACAAUUUCUUUUCAAAAUUUGAAAAGUUCACUGGAACGGAUUUUAAGAGGCAAGUUAUAACCUAUGAACAUUGCAUAACUGAAUUAUUUCUGCCAUAUCUCUCAAAUUUUCAGGGACAAGAAUAUGAUGAAAUCGUUAUAGAAGCCAUACAGAGCGGAAAUAGUAACAUUCUAGCUGCUAUUAAGGAAUCGGAAUGCAUUACAACACUUGCUGCUGGAAUAAGAAAAGCGCCUGGAAAUCUUGUACAUCCGAAAUCUUCCCUCAAAGAAAUUUUUCUGCCUGACGAAGAGUUUUUUCCAGAGAACAACUUUUGUAAAGGUGACGUUUUAGAUAUUCUUGUUGACCUUGGUAUGAUGAAAGAACAGAUUCCAUGGGAACUCCUACUACUACGAGCAAAAAGCGUCAUUUUAACAGGAGACCGCUGUUCUUCAUGUGCGCUUACAUGUUCAAACGAAAUUCUAAAACAUAUUCAUAAUUUUUUUGAUCAAUUACCAGAUGAAACUAGAGAGAAAUUGUCUUAUGUGAAAUUUUUGCCAUCAAAAGAGAAACCAAAAGACUGGCAAUGGAAAUGGUACACCGGUACAUUGAAGCAAACCACUGUAUCACAGAAAUGCACAAUCCACAGGUAUGAUGAAUUAGGUCAAAAGAGUCCAUUCUUACUCUUUGAAAAACCUUCGAAUUUAUUUUUUCAGUCAAACAGAAAUUUGGUUGCUUGCACUGAAGCAAUUCUUGAUUUUUACACUGAGGAAGACUUAUACAGUGUAGUAUUGAAAUCAAUAGGUGUAAAGUGCAAGAGCGAUAUAAAACAGCAGACAUUAAAGUUACAGCUUCAGGAGGUAAUUGAAAACUCAGAUGAUGCAAACGAUAGAAUUGUGGAAGAGGUAUGCUUUGCAGUGUAUGAAGCUCUUGAAGAAAAGCUUACAAAAGGAGAAUGGCAUGAGUUUGUUGAAAAUGACCUUUCAAUGUUGCCAUGCAUUUUGAUCAGUAAAACAUUUGUUAAUGCAAAAAAAGUGUUUUUCUCAUUAGGAAUUGACUGUAGUCCUUACAUAUACGGAAUCGAGAAAACAUCCCUGGGGCGAUACUCAAAAUUGAUGAAAACACUUGGUGUGAGAGAAGAAAUUGCCACUGAGGAAAUCAUCCAAAUUCUAUCAAAACUCGAGAAAAAAUACGAAGGCAAGCAGUUAUCAGAUACAGAUUUGAGUUUAACUUGCAACAUUAUAAAGCUCUUAGAAGAUUCCUGUAAGAUUCCAUCUGGAGACAUUUAUCUCCCUGAUACAAAUGGACACCUUCGACUUGCCAGGUACUUGUGUAUGAACGAUUUUAAAUGGAUUCCAGAAAAAGAUUCGAUGUAUUUCUUGCAUGAAAAAAUAUCUCCUAAAGUAGCGACACUUGCUGGUAUAAAAUCAAAGAGAGAGCAUUCUAUUCUUGAAGACUCGGAAGAUAUUGGAUAUGAAUUUGGACAACAUGAAGAUCUUAAAACUAGAAUUAGAUCUAUCUUGGAUGGAUAUCCAGACACUAGUAUUUUACAAGAGUUGCUUCAGAAUGCUGAUGAUGCUGGUGCAUCAGAGCUUCAUUUCAUCAUUGAUCAGAGAAGUCAUGGAACAGAGAAUGUUUUCAGUGAUAAUUGGGCAGAAAUACAGAGACCUGCUCUUUGUGUUUACAACGACAGCAUAUUUACUGAGCACAAUUUUCAAGGAAUUCAGAAUUUAGGUAUUGGAAGUAAACGUGAAGAUCCAACUGCAACAGGACAGUAUGGUAUAGGUUUCAACGUUGUUUAUCAUCUUACAGAUGUGCCCUCAUUUCUCACAAAAGAUUCAUCGAAGUCUCUAGAUACCUUAUGUAUUCUUGAUCCUCACUGCAAAUAUAUUUUAAGUUCCUCUCUUAAAAAACCUGGUAGAAUGUUUCCAAAUGCAUCAAAAACAGUCAAAGUGAAUUAUGUAGACAUCAUGCCAUGUUACCUGGAAGAUACCGAUAUAUGGAAAAAUUUUCGUGGUACAUUAUUUCGUUUUCCGCUUCGACAAAGGUGUGAUUCUGAACUGUCAACAAAAACAUAUUCAAUCGAGAACAUAGAACGAAUGUUUGAAGAUCUGCAGGAAAAAGUACCAGAGUGUCUCCUUUUUUUACACAAUGUAAGAUCGAUAAUAUUUUCAAAAAUAACAAUUUCUGGGUCGUUAGAAAGAAUGUUUUAUGUAGAUGCUAAAUGUGAAAAUAUAUUACCUAGCAAGGUUUCGUUAUUUUCUCUCUUGGGAGAUUCAAAGAAGCAAAUGGUUGAGAAUCCUGAAGAAAUCUGUAAAAUCCAGCAAAAAGUGUUCAAGUGUUAUCUAGAAAUGGACAUCAAUGGAUUACAAACGCAAAAAUGGUUGUUAGUGAAUGGAUUUGGUUUCAAUGCGCAAUACAGUAGUAUUCCUUUCUCUGUCCGGGAGGCUUAUAAGAUUGGCCGAUUAGCAUUGUUACCUUUUGCAGGUGUUGCUGUCUUCAUAAAAAAUGAAAACAUCGCCGACAUAGAUAAAGAGGCGAGUGAAAGCCAAGGACGUGAACAUCCGUCAAUGUUUAAAGCUUUUUGUAUUUUACCUUUACCAAAUGCCACCGGUUUACCAAUGCAUAUAAAUGGACAUUUUGCCAUAGACUCUGAAACUCGUAAGCAAAUUUUUUGGGUACCAGAUGACUGCAAUAGUAUUAAACAACAUUGGAACACAUGCUUAAUAAACAACGUACUGGUGCCAACCUAUGUCUCAGCCGUCGAACAUGUUCGGGACAUGCUAUUCAGUACAGAUAUAAUAGAAAGUAAUUCGGAAAGCAUUGAAAGAUUCUACAAAGUAUUUCCCAACAAUCGAAAUAUAGGAAGCAAGAUUUGUGAAUUCAUUGCAAAAAAGAUUUAUGAAUAUUUAUUUCAGAACGAUUGCAACGUUCUGCCAAUAUUUAAUAAAUACGAUAAGCCUGCAAACAGCACAACAACAAAAUAUGGUAAAUGUUUCCCUUAUAAAAAGAAAGCGAGUUCAAAGGAUUCCUCUUCUGAAGAACCAGAACUGUUAAGAGUAUCUUGGGAAUCAAUGGUAAAAGUAACAUUGAACAAAACUUAUUCUGACAAAUUUUCUGUAAAGUUGAAUGUCAUACCUGCAUUGAUGAAUACGUUUGGAAUGCAAAUAGUAGAGCCCCCAAAAUGGAUCUUUGAUAGUAUAAAACAAAUCGGAUUAGAUGUAAAUAUCUUCUCGCCAAUUUCUGUAAUCAGUUUUCUUAAAAAGCAAAAAGAUCAUGAGGCAUACAAAUUUAAUCUCUUAAGGACCGACGUUCCAGUUGAACAAACAGGGUUUAAGGAUUGUGAAACCGUUUGCUCUGUUCUAAACUUCUGUGUCGGAAGCUAUUCUUUACCAAAUGAAAAUUUAGAGAAUGUGCCUCUACUUUUAACCGCAGAUGGGUUCAUAAGAGUUUUUUCAACAGAUCGAAAAGUUUUGCUUACAAGUUUUCCAAAUUUGUUUCCAAUGUCGGCAAGUCUGAUUGCUCACGAAAAAGAACUCCACAUUCUAAGAAAUUGUAAUUCUAUUUUCUUGGAUUUUAUUGAAGAGUUGAGAAUUGAAAAUUUCUCUGAACAUUUAAGUGAAAAUUUUGGAAAAGAAAUGUGUGGAACCUUUGUUAAGCAAUGGUGCCCUUCUUCGGAGAUGUUACCAAACAAACAAUGGAUGUAUAGUGUCUGGAAAUUUUUAUCAGAACAGUUUAGUGACUUUUGUUUUACAUGUAAGAGGAAGGAAACUUAUCAUAUUUGUACUCGUUCAAAAGAGCAACUUUUAAAGGAGUUUUCAGAUUUAUUAUUGUUACAUUUGGAAAGAUGUAACAUUUUACCUGUGACAAGAGGAAACAAUGGACUAUUCAUUUUUCCGCUCAGAAGCGGAUCGAGAGUCCUACUCACACGGGGAUAUAAAAGAGAACACCAAGCUUUGCUGAAUAUGAAUGUUCCAUUGAUUGACUUAGAAUGUAUCCCUAACGAAGGAAAAUUUGCAUAUGAUUUAUUGCACAACUUGGUAGCAGAUAUGAACAAUGUUUUUUCCGUGCUUGAAUGUCUUCAGUGUAAUUCUUCUAGCCUGAUAUGUGAUAACAAAUCUGUUGAUACCAUACUAACCUUUCUCAAAGAUCAACUAGAGAUUCUUCGAACAAAAGAGGAAAGUAAACAAAAAUUGAGAAAUCUACCAAUAUAUUUUAGUAUAUCUGAUACAUUUAAAUCUGUAAAGGACAGAAAAGUAAUCCUACUUACAGAUGAAAUUCCCAAAAAUGGACUGUUGGAACUGGGUGAUGUAGAGAGAGUCAUCUUUCUGCCUGUAAACAAAACGUUUUGUCGGCUCUAUGAAUUUCUAGAAUUCACGGAACCUAGCAAGUAUGAUUUAUAUAUCAUGCAUAUUAUUCCUAAGUUUGAACUUUUACCAACCCGUGCAUUUGUAGAACACUUGGAAUUUAUCAGGGACAACCUUCUGCCUCAUCUUUUAAAUACUGAAAUAAUGAAAGAAAAAAGAGAACAAAUAAGAAAGUUGUUAAAAGAAACAGCUUUUUUAAUGAGAGAAGAUCGUCAUCUUGCAAGAGCUUGUGAAUUUUAUAAUCCACAUGAGGUAUUGUUCAAGUUCGAAAAUCAGCUUUCUCUGGCUUCAGAAUUGCCACCAAAACCAUUUAAUAAAAAAGUGUGGGAAAAAUUUCUCAUAUUUUCUGGAAUGAUGUGCGAAAUCAAUAUCACUGCUGAUAUAUUUAUUGCAUUUGCUAAACGUUUACAGAGUUUGGCAGAUAACACGGGCAUCAAUGACAUAGUAGAAAACAAUUCCAGUCAUUUGCUGAAGAUCUUAUUCACUGGACCCUUUAAUUUCUCGGAGGACCGAACAAUCUUACGUAAAGUGAGGGAACUGAGAAUUAUUUGUCCUCAUAAGAUGGAUGACAUUUGCUUAUCCUUCCUCAAACAGUACACAGAUUCAGGGCGUCUUAUAUGUUAUAGUGAAGCCACGUUACCAUCGAAUGGUUUGAUUGCAUGGUCACAAAUGAAUAUUAUUUCGAACAAAGCAGACCCAUCUCGUCUUCUGCAGGAUAGUCUUCACCUACCAUAUGUCAUGGUAGAAUUAAACAUACGCAACCCUACUCUUCAGUCCGUAGUUGCUCAUAUUCAGACAUUUUGUUCCUCCCUCCAACCGUUACUAGAGCAAUUAAAGUAUGAAAUUGUUGAAAAGGAAGUAGCAAAUAUCAUGCAAGAAGCCUAUGAAUACUUGUCUCUACAUGGAAACGCUUGGUCAAUUGAGAUCUUAAGUGCCGUUCCAUUUGUUUUCUUAAAAGAAAGAAAGAUAUUGACAACUCCUAAUCGUGUUGUUCUAAAUUUGAGAGAAACAGACGAAAUUUUUCCAUAUCUCUGCAAAGCAUCCGCAUUUUUUGGUCAAUAUCAAGAACUUUUUAAAAAGUAUGGAGCAGAAAAAGAUGCAAAAAGCAGUCACUAUGCAAAAGUUCUUUAUGAAAUUAAAUCAAAGUCAAGUGAUAGGGAGUUAAAUUUAGACGAACUGAAAAGCGUUCAGACAGCUAUUAAGGCGAUUUUUAGCAUUAGAAGGUCCGAAAAUAUCGAUGUACAUUUGGGCGUGCGCACGCUGUAUCUCCUGACUAAAGCAAGUAAGUUGGAGGACAGCAAAGAAAUGGUGUUUAUCGACAACAUUCUUCUGCAAAGACGAAUCGGCGUAAACAUGCCUACUAUCAGUUUUUUCAUAGGUUUUAAUAGUCUUCAAAUGGAUGUUAAAGACCAGAUGUCAGAGAUUAAGCUUCUACCCGAAAAAGUCAGACCGCAGUUACUUUCCAGACUUGUAACGGAAGUUUUAGAAGUGAAUAGCAGUAAAACCAUAAUAAAAAAUUCUGUUACUGCUUUGUGUCUGGAAGCUUUUAUUUGUUCUCCUGAAUUUUUGGAAGGAAUAUACAGAAUUAUUCUAGAUAAACAUUCUCGAUGUGACAUGUCUUUCUCGGAGGCGGAACAACUGACUGUGGAACGCAAACUUAAAAACAUUUCUUUCACUCAGCUUGAAUACCUGACAACUGUGCUGGAGUAUGACGAUAAAGUUCUGCCAAAUACAGAAGAAACAAACACAGUUUUCGCAAAGAGGAAAACAAUUGCGAGUGGUGAAAUGCUUUCCAUUUACUUCACAAUGUGCGGAUGUACAAGUACAAUUACAUGGAUGAAUACAAAUUCAAUAUCAAUAUCAACGCAGAUAAAUGAUUAUCUUGACAAUAUUCUGGGAGAUAGAAUUAUAUUCCUGCCAAAAAUUCUAGAAUGCUUCCAAAAUGCUGCUGCCAUCCCUUGUGUGUUAGACAGUCUGAAGAUAAUGAAAUCUGACGGAUCAAUUCCUGGUCCAACAGUCCAACCAGAAACACUUGUACCAGUUCCAGCCCUUCCUCCGUCGGAAAGUGAACCUCAACAUGAAGAAGCCAAAAGAUGGAUAUUUCAAGCAGAAAAGGAUUUUGUUGCUGCUUCCAACGAUUGCUUCCCAGAUUAUUAUAACUGGGCCUGUUACAAAUGUCAUCAGGCGGCUGAAAAGGCAUUGAAAGCUCUUUGGUAUGAAACAGGUGGAAUCGAAAGAGUUCAUAGCUCACACAAUCUCAAAGAACUGCUGCCUUCAAUUGCUGAUAUAUCAUUACGCGACCUUAUCAAUCAGCUUGAAGGUGUAACAGGGAAUUAUUUCGGCAUGCGUUAUCCCGAUGCUGUUUCAAGGAGCUGCAUUCCAUCCGAACUUUACACGGAAAGCGAUGCGACAACGGCAAAAGAACUUACAAAUGAAAUUCUACAAAUUGUGAAGAACAGACUAUCCAGACAUUGAUUUCUGUAAG
Saccostrea echinata is the source of this 12485-nucleotide messenger RNA. Its product is annotated as sacsin-like. Gene Ontology annotation, molecular function: Hsp70 protein binding. The record is from RefSeq and is a predicted model, not a curated record. The transcript has 7 exons. The coding region runs from base 26 to 12475 and encodes 4149 amino acids. NCBI's taxonomy places the organism in Eukaryota, Metazoa, Mollusca, Bivalvia, Ostreida, Ostreidae.